AUGAAAGUAUUCAGCUCCACCGUCCAUGGCACGUGUAGCAAGACUCAUCUCAUUGACACAGCGGCCGCCUCAGGGUUCAACAGUCAGCGCAGUUUUCACAAUAGUGGGAGUAAAAUGACCAGUGUUUGUGGGAACUAUUUCCCGUCGUUAAUCUGCACUAUGGUGUGCUUCGGCUGCAUAUGCGUGAUGGCUGUGCGAAGGGAGAACCGGUGUAUGAGGCACUACUUCGUGGAGACAGUCCGUCAUCCCAGGAAACAGUGUGAAACAAGGAAUAUACUUUUGGCCCGAUGUGAAGGUUUUUGUUACAAAUCUCGAACCCUACCACGUGUGUCGUUUUCUCCGGUACUAUACAGACCCUUCCGGUAUGUCUGCACGUGCUGUAGAGACGUGUUGUCAAUCAUGAAGGCGGUGGCGCUUCAGUGCGAAGGGGAGGAAACUGUGUUUGCGACAUAUCGCUAUAUUAUCAAAUGUGGCUGUGAACACUGUGGAUCAAAAUAUGGAUGAAGACGUGUUUGUAUUCUUCAAAGUUAUUAUGCUAUUGUUUCACCGGUAAACAUCGGGAGAGCUCGGAAACCACCGGGCAUUUCCGUUUACCACCAAACGUGCCCGAAUGAACACCGAACAUGUCCGAAUGAAUACCGAAUGUUUCCGAAUGUCCAUCGAACAUGGCCAGUAGGUAUCGGCCUCAAAAACGAUUGACGUGUAAUAAUGAUACAUAUCCCAUGCCAUUCAUUACCAAUGAGGAAUUAAGGCGUCAAUCCGCGUUGGUACCUGUCUUUCCAAUGGCUUAUCAGAUGUAGACUUAUCGUGUGUUAUAUCAUAUAUGAAAGUCCGGAUGCUCAUUAAUAAAGUAAUAAGAUAUGGUGUAAUA
This is a messenger RNA of Gigantopelta aegis, 871 nucleotides long. RefSeq names its product norrin-like. The coding region runs from base 1 to 504 and encodes 167 amino acids. Gene Ontology annotation, biological process: Wnt signaling pathway. The record is from RefSeq and is a predicted model, not a curated record. Lineage: Eukaryota; Metazoa; Mollusca; Gastropoda; Neomphalida; Peltospiridae. The transcript has 3 exons.